UUACUGAUAGAAAAUAAAUUAAUAUCCAUCAAUGUAUCAGAUCGGAACUGCAGUAAAUAUUUCAUAGAAUGAUCGAGCAUGGAAGCUACAGUUGCCCCAAGUGCAAUCGUUCUCAGCGAAGAUAACUACGAAGAAUGGAGUGUUUGGGUUAAAACCUACUUGGUGGCUCAUGAUCUUUGGGACAUUGUCGAAACCGGCGGUGACCUCCCUGAACCAAGUCAACCCGAAUCUAAGGAUCUGAGGAAGAAGAACGCCCAAGCUCUGCACGCAAUUCACAUUUCUUGCGGACUGGACGCUUUUUCUCUGAUCAAGAAUGUCACCACCGCCAAAGAUGCUUGGGACACCUUGUUGACUGCAAAGCAACAGCAAAAUUCAUCAAGAUAUCAAGGUUUUCUAUAUGAUACAGGAUUUGGGUCUGAUACCAGCAACUUCAAUGAGUAUAAACCUUUCUUUAAAGCUGUGGAGGAAGGUCGUUGGGAAGCAGCGCAAGAGUCACUUAAAAUGCAUCCUGAUGCAAUCAGAGCAAGAAUUCCAUAUUCAGGCAGGACAGCUCUUCACAUUGCAACUGAUGCUGGACACCCGCAUAUAGUGGAACAGUUGGUGCACUUGAUGCCAGAAGAGUACUUGGAAAUAAGAGGAGAUGAUGGCAUGACAGCUCUAGCUGCAGCUGCAAAUAAAGGAUUCACUCGGAUGGCUAAAUGCAUGGUUUGGAAGAACAAGAGAAUUCUCAGCAUUGGCGACGCUUCAAAUAGAAUUCCACUUGUCCUAGCUUAUCGCAUGGGCCAUCUGAAUAUGGCUCGCUAUCUAUAUUGUGUCACUCCACGGGAAGAUUUAAUGCCAGAGACAGGACCAAAUGGCGCUACAAUUGUUUCCGAAUGUUUCAUUGAAAAAAAAUAUGAUAUUGCCUGGGCUUUAAUUCAGCGUUUCCCUCGCUUGGCCAUAUCUAGAGACCAUUAUGAUAUAACCCCUUUAUAUGCAUUGUCCGGUGUGCCAUCAGCAUUCCUGAGUGGAAUGCAGCUCAGAUUCUGGCAGCGAUGGAUCUAUGACUGUAUAAAGAUACAACCUGCUCCUUUGGCAGCCAAUGAUAUUUAUAUGAAUGUUGGUAAUAUGGAAAAUAACGAAGGUAAUCGAAGAGAUUUCCGAUCAGGUAUCUGUCAUAUCCUACUUAAGAAUCUUCUCAGGAUAUUGGGAAUAAGCCACCUACGGAAAAUGAAACUGAUUCAUAAACGAUCUAGCGAGUUUCUGGUUCACAUGUGCAAGACGAUAGAACAUUUAGAUAGGAGUGAAAUGCAAACUGCCGGUGUAAAUAAAGCUAUUUUCCAAGCCGUUGAACGAGGGAUUUCUGAGUUCAUUACUCAUAUAUUGAUGACAAAACCAGAACUUCUGCGGAGCACUAAUGAAAAGAACAGGAGCAUAUUUCAUGUGGCAGUUGAGUAUCGCCAAGAAAAAAUUUAUAACCUUAUACAUGGACUCCGUACGAAAGAUGUAUUUGCAACUCAUGUGGAUACAUCGAACAAUAAUAUGCUACAUAUGGCAGCAAUGUUGUCCCCUUUUGAGCAGCUUAAUGGUAUCACGGGUGCAGCUCUGAAAAUGCAGAGAGAACUCCAAUGGUUCAAGGAGGUGGAGAGGAUUGUACCUUCCCAAUAUCGGGAAAAACUGAAUCACACUGAUUGUAAGAGACCACGCGAUCUAUUUACCAUCCACCACAAGAAGUUAGUGGAGGAGGGAGAAAAGUGGAUGAAAGAUACCGCACGGUCUUGUUCUGUCGUUGGUGCUCUUAUUGUAACCAUUAUGUUUGCUGCAGCGUUCACAGUUCCGGGAGGCAAUAAUCAAGAUUCAGGCAUUCCCAUAUUCAUCGAUGACAAGAUAUUUAGUCUUUUUAUAAUCUCAGAUGCUAUAUCACUCUUUUCUUCCACGACUGCAUCAUUGAUGUUCUUGGAGAUCAUGACAUCACGCUAUGCAGAAGAAGAUUUCCUCAAGUCUUUGCCAACAAAGAUGUUAAUAGGCCUUUUCAGCCUAUUUCUCUCUAUCGCUACCAUGAUGCUAGCAUUUUGUGCUGCGCUUCUCAUUAUGCUUAAAGGAAAGCCGUGGACUGUCUUUCCAGUUAUUUCUCUUGCUAGUGUUCCGGUCAGCUUAUUUGUUUGCAUGAAAUUUCCCCUCUUUGUUGAGAUCUUCAAUAAUACGUAUCGAUCAAGAUCAAGAGUAUUCAAUAGGGAUGUCAAACCUUGGUUAUGAAAUAGUUCUUGAUGAUGUGGAGGGGAAUAUAUAUCAUCGGUUUUUCUUCUAAGAUGUAUGUGCUCAUCAAUUCAUCUAGUCCAAAAAAUUUAAAGAUGUGAAACUGUUUCACUUUUUUUCUUC
Rosa rugosa (rugosa rose) is the source of this 2358-nucleotide messenger RNA. RefSeq lists its product as uncharacterized. The transcript is spliced from 7 exons. The record is from RefSeq and is a predicted model, not a curated record. NCBI's taxonomy places the organism in Eukaryota, Viridiplantae, Streptophyta, Magnoliopsida, Rosales, Rosaceae. Gene Ontology annotation, molecular function: protein binding. The coding region runs from base 79 to 2235 and encodes 718 amino acids.